Messenger RNA from Nerophis ophidion (straightnose pipefish), 2421 nucleotides. Its product is annotated as dual specificity protein phosphatase 13A family protein. Gene Ontology annotation, biological process: protein dephosphorylation; negative regulation of MAPK cascade. Gene Ontology annotation, molecular function: MAP kinase phosphatase activity; protein tyrosine/serine/threonine phosphatase activity. Bases 8 to 652 code for a protein of 214 amino acids. The record is from RefSeq and is a predicted model, not a curated record. The transcript is spliced from 4 exons. Gene Ontology annotation, cellular component: cytoplasm. Lineage: Eukaryota; Metazoa; Chordata; Actinopteri; Syngnathiformes; Syngnathidae.
GAUAAUCAUGCAUUACAUACUUGUAAACCACUCCAGCCGUCACCGUGUGGGACAUCGUGUCGAGCAGAUGCAGAGUGUCAAACUGAAGACUCCGGGAAGGAAAGGGACGACGAUACGGAAAGGAAACCAGAUGACAAGAAAGGGGACACCCUCUCUGGAGGAGCUGGUGGAGCUCUUACAUGCAGCUCCACGCUCCUGUCGCCAUGGAGAUGAGGUCUGGCCUAACCUAUAUCUGGGAGACAUGUGUAUGUCUCAUGACAAAUUUGGAUUAUGGACGUUGGGCAUCACCCAUGUGCUCAAUGCAUCACAUGGCAAACUGUGCUGCAAAGGCAGCGAUGACUUCUACGGAACCACGGUGCAAUACUACGGUGUGCCAGCCAAUGACCUGCCCACCUUCGACAUUUCACCUUUCUUCCACCCCGCUGCUGACUUCAUCGGCCUCGCCCUCACAUCAGGAGGAAGGGUGCUGGUGCACUGUGCUGUAGGUGUGAGUCCCUCAGCCACUUUGGUCCUAGCCUACCUGAUGAUUCACCAUCACCUCAGUCUUAGGUCCGCUAUACAACAUGUGCUACAGAACCGCUGGAUCUUUCCAAACAGAGGCUUCCUAAAGCAGCUUAUGACGCUUGAAAAAUCCUUGCAGAGCAAAAGAUGAAAAACUAAAAUUUCAUGAUCUGUGUCAAACAUGGACUUGGACUUUUUCUCCGAUGCAGAGAAUAUUUAGGACGAGCCAGGCAUGACCGUGAGUACAUAUCUAUUGAUAAUCUAACAAAACGGCAAACAAAGGGCGCGCACAGUGGCGGAGAACAAAUACUUGGCUACAAAAACAAAUGACUAGAACAAAGGCCGUAAACUAAAAACGUGAAACAAAAACACUUGCGCUGCGGCAUGAAUAACAAACCAAAAACUUGCACUGAGGCAUGAAUAGAAAACUUACGUGGCGUGGUCAAAAACGAACAGCAAGGCAUGAAGGUAGGUACAUGGGUCAGGUAGGUAGUUAUGUCGGUAGGUAAAGUUGGCAGGACGAAGACAGAAACAGAAUGGCUUGAAUAAUGACUAUGAUAAUGAUUAGCAGGUGUGAAAACUGAGGACCGGGUUGUGACUUGGAGACAAGGUGGAAACUAAUGAGUUACUAUGGAAACCAAGAAAACAAGGAAGUGCAAACGCAAUAACUGAAUGUCCGAAAAACUAAACAUAACAUGACCAAAACAAAACAUAAUCCAUAGGCGUUACAAUCUGAUAACUUUUGUCAGAGAUAAAAGCAUCCAUUUGUAUUGGGGAAUGCGAUGCUAAAUGUGCAUACAGUAGAUUUUUUUUCAGCAAAGCAUCAAGUUACUAUAGUGACUUAGUUGAGUGUUUGAAAUGGACCACUAUUAGUUAUUAGCAAAUACCUGGUGGUGUAAUGGUAGGACAAGAAAUAGGAAAAGCAUCCGACUUAGAAACUAGGCCAUAAAUAUUAAUGAAAUUAAUUUGCUGUGGUGGUGAUCUCUGAUCUGGAAAGACUAAAAGUGAAAUGAAAUUAUUGCCUCACAAUACAAAGGUCCUGAGUUCGAUCCUGUGCCUGGGAUCUUUCUGUGUGGAGUUUGCAUGUCCUCCCUGUGAAUGCGUGGGUUCCCUCCGGGUACUCCGGCUUCCUCCCACCUCCAAAGACAUGCACCUGGGGAUAGGUUGAUUGGCAACACUAAAUGGUCCCUAGUGUGUGAAUGUGAGUGUGAAUGUUGUCUAUCUACCUGUGAUGGCCCUGCGAUGAGAUGGCAACUUGUCCAGGGUGUACACCGCCUUCCGCCCGAUUGUAGCUGAGAUAGGCUCCAGCGCCCUCCGCAACCCUGAAGGGAAUAAGCGAUAAGAAAUGGACGGAUGGAUGUUAUUAAGAACUCUAGGAACUGUAUUUUAGAUAUUUUUUCAGAGAGCAAAAAUAAUGCAAAAUAUGACUAUAUAGGUGUAAAUCAAAUGAGCGUGGCCACCGCUGCUGCUUACUGCUCCCCUCACCUCCCAGGGGGUGAACAUGGGGAUGGGUCAGAUGCAGAGGAUAAUUUCACCACACCUAGUGUAUGUGUGACUACCGUUGGGACUUUUAACUUUAACUUUAAUUAAAUAUUUGAAAUGCAAAUAAAUAUCAGAAAAAAAGUCAAAUAUACAGUGAUGGGCAGUAAAAGGCUACAUGUCGCUAUGUUACGAAGUUUAACUACAUUUUCCAGUAGCUUAGCUACUUUUUUUUAACAAGUAACUUUUUCUGUAGCUUGGGUUGCACUUUGUAAAUACACUUUGAGUCACUAGAGAGAAGCGCUAUAUAAAUAUACUUCACUUCACUUCACUUCACUUACUGAGUUACUUUUAGACCCAUGUCGCUCGGUAGCGUACGUCAAAGCUCUAAGCUACAAAGAAAGAAAAUGGACUGAAAAAAUCUAGACCAAAAAAAAAGAA